AUGGACGCCUUCUGUGACCCUGAUUCGCCCUGGGCAAAGGCCGAGGGCCUGGAUCCCAACCCCCGGUGCUGGGCAAAGCCGGUGCUUACGGAGGAUCUGCCGGCUGGAGCAGCCCCCAGGCCUGUCUCGGCCUGUGUUCUGGCUCGCACCGUGGUUGGUGCUGGAUGCUUCAAGGACCGCAGCAGGCAGGGGAUAAGCUACGCCCGUGUUCUGUCCCAGGCUGAUUUCCUCUUCAAGUUCCUGGUGAUAGGAAGUGCUGGUACUGGGAAGUCCUGUCUCCUGCACCAGUUUAUAGAGAAUAAAUUCAAGCAGGAUUCCAACCACACGAUUGGAGUGGAGUUUGGGUCGAAGGUGGUUAACGUCGGUGGGAAAACGGUGAAACUGCAGAUCUGGGAUACGGCGGGACAAGAACGGUUUAGGUCGGUGACUCGGAGCUACUACCGCGGUGCAGCCGGGGCCCUGCUGGUGUACGACAUUACCAGCCGGGAGACUUACAACGCGCUGACUAACUGGCUGACGGACGCCCGGACCCUCGCCAGCCCCAGCAUCGUCAUCAUCCUCUGCGGGAACAAGAAGGACCUGGAUGCGGACCGGGAAGUGACCUUCCUGGAAGCCUCCCGCUUUGCACAAGAGAACGAACUCAUGUUCCUGGAGACCAGCGCGCUGACGGGGGAGAACGUGGAAGAAGCUUUCUUAAAAUGUGCCAGGACCAUACUAAACAAAAUUGAAUCAGGUGAGCUGGACCCCGAGAGGAUGGGCUCAGGCAUCCAGUAUGGAGACACCUCCUUGCGCCACCUGCGCCAGCCCCGCGGGGCCCAAACACAGAGCAAGCAGCCGUGCGGCUGCUAAGUGCGACGGCACCAGGAGUCUGUCUGCAACGCUGUACCUUGGCCAGUCGGGCCCCCCGGGGCUGAAGCACUUUCUCUUCUCUUCCCAGGACCACGUGCCUCGCUCGCUGAGCCCCCGCUUCCCGAGCCGCCCGCCCCUGGGCCUCUGGCAAACUGCCCGUUUGAUUGUAUGCAGCCACGGUGUCUUCUGUCGGCCGCUCCCUGCCUGCUGCUUGUCCCCCUGAACCUGGCGCGGGCCCGGCUCAAUAACGCUGAAGUAACGGGGCCCCGGCCAGCUGCCCGGAGCGAAUUGCUGCUCUGGGUAGGAGAGUUAACGCCAGGGCGAGGGGGGAGCGGGUUCUCCUUGGGAGAUGGUUUGUUCGGGGUUGUCUCCUGCUGCUCGGAGCUAGGCAGGUGGGGGGAGCUCGGGAGCGGUUCCCUGCAGCGUGCGGCCGGCUGGGCGGGGAUUUCUGUUACACUGGUUUUGCUUUUGAAGCCGGGGUCUGGCUCCGCCUCGUCUCGCUGCUUUUCCCCCAGCCAGCCAUUGUGCUCCCAAGCACUGUGCUUGCGAACUCCGCCCUGCCCCGGGUGGCGGGGCGGGGCUGGGCGGCUGGCGCGGCCCCUUUGAAAUACUGUAACUUAAUACUGGACCAUUGGCGGCUGGGGUCACUCCUGUCUCCGGGACUCUGACCUGGCUGGGAGCUGCUCUCGAAUGGUUUAGUCUCGUGCAAUGCCCGUGGCAGGAGCCCCCCUCGGGCUCGUGCGCCAAAUCCUUUGGGCGGGCGCUGGGAUCUGAGUUUUAAAACCCC
Messenger RNA from Trachemys scripta elegans, 1636 nucleotides. It is a transcript of the gene RAB4B, whose product is annotated as RAB4B, member RAS oncogene family. The transcript has 9 exons. Bases 1 to 849 code for a protein of 282 amino acids. The record is from RefSeq and is a predicted model, not a curated record. Gene Ontology annotation, molecular function: GTPase activity; GTP binding. NCBI's taxonomy places the organism in Eukaryota, Metazoa, Chordata, Testudines, Emydidae. Gene Ontology annotation, cellular component: endosome. Gene Ontology annotation, biological process: regulation of endocytosis; Rab protein signal transduction.